Molecule: messenger RNA, 758 nt
Organism: Armigeres subalbatus
Lineage: Eukaryota; Metazoa; Arthropoda; Insecta; Diptera; Culicidae
Product: prisilkin-39-like
Exons: 2
Coding region: 145-441 (98 amino acids)
Source: RefSeq, a predicted model, not a curated record
AGAAUCAGUUUAUCUUUUCGCUGGACAGAUGUUGGUUUCCGUAUAAAUAUGGAAGCAUUCGUCAGGUGGCCAUCAGUCAACUACUAGAAAUAUUACUGAAGUCAUCUUCGUCUAGGUUAUCAAAAAAAUAGAACCAUCUGCAAAAUGAUUAAGAUUUUUUGCCUGAUCGUUAUCCUUGCAGUGGCAGUAGCCCAACCAAUGGAAGCAAACAAAAACACCAAACGAGCCAUUAACGGAGCACGCUUAGGAGAUGCCAUGGAUGAUUUGGAAAAGGCAGAAACUUUUGGAUAUGGUUAUAAUCAUAAUUAUUACGUCGUGCCCCGAUCAUCAUAUGGUAACUAUUAUGGAGGAUACUACCCGUACCAUGGGUAUGAUUACGGGUAUCCAUCAUAUGGAUACAAUCUUGGACACAAUUUCGGACACAAUUACGGAUAUUACUAAUGUGAUGAGUGACCAGUGAAAUACCAAAAAGAAGCUGAAUCAACAAAACUGUUCGUGUUAUCAACUUUGUACCUGGGUGAUCAUUAAAAUGAAAGAUGUGAUUUUUAAACGUUAGCGUACUGUACAUGUUAUUUUUCUAGUUUGAAAACGACAAAUUGUAAUGCUAACUGGAUUAAUCUCAAAAUAAAUCAUUCGGAUGUGGUUACGAAAACUCUAAUACCGAAAACUCUAAUGAUUCUUAAAUCAGUGUUGAUUUCUAUCGAUGUAAAUAACAAUUAGCAAUGUACACAAAUUUCAAUAAAAAAAAUAAUCGAAAA